CUCCAGGAAACCGUCGGGUGCGGUGAGAUGGGCGCUCCGUCCAGCCGCUGCCGCCUCGCCGGCCGCCCGGAGUGAGAACGUGGCCUCGCCUUCCCGGAAAUGAGCCUCAGCCCCUCCAAGGUUGCGCCAGAGGCCGGGCCCCAGUCCGCAGCCCAGAAGCCGGAGCGGGAGCCGGAGCCGGAGCCUCCGUGGAGGCCGCAGCCCGAGGCGAGGCAGAAAGCCGAGGCCCAGCCCGGGCCGGACUCCGGGAGGCCGGCGGAGGGGGAGGCGCGCCCGCGGGCACAGCCGCUCCCCGCCUCCAAGCCCGAGUCAGAGCGGCCCCUGCGGUCAAGUCAAGGACGGGGACCCAGGCUUCACUGGGCUUCGGGCCAGCGCAUGCAGUCCCUUGAGGCGUCCUAUUCCCAGUCGGGGUCCGCGAGGGGGCCUUCAGGCCUGCCGGUGUCAAGGUCACGCUCAAGGUCAUGGUCGGAAAAUCAGCGGUCGGAGAGACCCCGUUGCCACACCGACUGCCUGGAGAAGCCCCUCUCCCGCGCCUUGGGAAGGCUGGGGUGGGUGGUGGGCUCGCACCCCUGGAUCUUCCUGCUGGCGCCCAUUGCGCUGACGGCCAUUCUGGGCACCGGCUUGAUUUACUUACCCAAGGAUAAAGAGGAAAACCUGGAGGAGCAGUACACCCCCAUCGGGAGCCCCGCCAAGGCUGAGCGGCGCUUUGUGCAGGGACAUUUCACCGCCAACGACUCUUACCACUUCUCCAUCUCCAGGAAGAGCACUGAAGUCAAUUUCGCUUGCAUUCUGGCGGUCUCCAACACCACCUCCGUGCUGGAACAAGAAAUCCUGGAAGAAAUUAGUAAACUGGACGACGCUGUGAUACAGGAUCUGUAUGUGACCAAGGAAAACGGAACCCAGACCCGCUACGAUCAGGUGUGCGCUAAGAACGAGGAUUUCUGCGUUCCCUCCAACCCGCUCCUGGCUGUCUGGCAGAGGAACAAAAACCUCGACCUGGGAAGCGUCACCUUCCCAAUCUUCAACCCAACAGGCCAGCCCAUCUACCUGGCCGGGACCAUUGGAGGAACAUUUUUAGGCAAGAGGAUGGGAAAGAACCAGUUACUCGUGAGGGCCAAGGCCAUGCGGCUACUGUACUUCCUGAAGACUGAGGAUGGCGAGGUCAACGAGCUUAGCAAGAUGUGGCUGAUCCAUUUCCUGAACCAACUUAGCAACAUCGAAAAGAGUCUGGCCUUGACGAAGAUCCAGGUGGUCUACUUUACAUCACUUUCCAGACAACUGGAAUUUCAAGCCACUUCUAUGACAGUGAUCCCUUUGUUUCACUUGGCAUACCUUCUAAUCAUAUUAUUCGCAAUCAUAUCAUGCUACAGGUAUGACUGCCUACGUAACAAAAUGUGGACUGCGGUUGGGGUGAUUUCUGCUGCCUUGGCAGUGGUGAGCAGCUUUGGCCUGAUGUUGUACAUGGGGGUGCCAUUUGUGAUCAUAGUUGCAAAUUCACCAUUUCUUAUUCUGGGUGUCGGGGUUGAUGAUAUGUUCAUAAUGAUUUCUGCCUGGCAGAAGACGAGCCUCGUGGGUAACAUAAAACAGCGUCUGUCCAGUGUCUAUUCCAAAGUGGCAGUCUCGAUUACAAUUACCACCAUCACCAACGUCCUGGCCUUCUAUACAGGGAUUAUGACCUCUUUCAGGGCUUCAUUCAGACUGUGGGUGUUUCUUCUUCAACCAAUAAGAAGACGAUGUUAUCCCAGUUAUGAAGCAAAGCUGAAAAGUGCGAGAUUCCCCUAA
This is a messenger RNA of Lutra lutra (Eurasian river otter), 1782 nucleotides long. RefSeq names its product patched domain-containing protein 3-like. The record is from RefSeq and is a predicted model, not a curated record. NCBI's taxonomy places the organism in Eukaryota, Metazoa, Chordata, Mammalia, Carnivora, Mustelidae. Gene Ontology annotation, cellular component: membrane.